UAAUUCAGACCAAAAACACCACUUUCGGUCAAAAUAUUCCAUAAUAAUAAUUCCAUCUGUACGAAAAUCUUUCAUAGAUUUUACUUCCCGGUGAUCGGCGAUUCAUUAACUCCAGAUCUCCGCCGCUACACGGCGGCGCUACCGUCGCAACAAAUCACUAGUUAAGGUAACACAUAAUCCAGAUCUCAUUAAUUUUCAUUGGUCAAUUUUUUAUUUCAUUUUCAAUUUCACAUCUAAUCAAAAAUAUAUACAUAAACAUAUAUAAUAUAUAUAAAGUAAGAUACUUUAUAGUGAAUAAUGAAUUCAAAUCGAUCUGGGUCUUUUGAUUUUGAUCUGGGUAUAAAUUCAAAUCGAUCAAAGCCUCUAAAUGCACAAAAAAACAAUAAUAAUAAUAAUAAUAACAAUAAUAGUAAUAGUUAUGCAAACCGGAAUUUGAACCAAACGACGUCGUAUUGGCAACCAAAUAAGCCUUCAUGGACCCACCAACCAGCUGCUCCUACACAGUCAGCUGGGGUGUUAAAUGGGCCCACUUCUAUGGUAGGAGAUAUUACAGGAAGAAGCUGGGCUUCCUCUGCACCGAGUGGCGGUAGUGGGAAUAUCGGGAUUGCGAAUAAGAAUCCGAAUUUGUUUAGUGAUUUGCUUGGAUCAAAUUUGGGAGGUGGGAAAGGGAGCGGUGGGAAUGUGCCAUUGAAGAAUGUUGGUGGGUCGGGUGUCGGUGUGAGAAGUGCGUAUUCGAUGGGGAAUAUGGCUGAUGCGUUGCCGAAAAAUGGUGGGACGGGUUUGGGGGGUGGUUCGUCGCGAGGUUUUGGGAAUUAUAAUACGAGUGGAUAUGGGAGUGUUAAUAAGAGUCAAAAUCUUGGUGGGCCGUCGAUGAAAAGUGGAAAUGUGAGUGGUGGAGGGAUUGGUUUGAAUAAGGAUCCGUUUGGGUCGUUGGUUGAUUUUAGCUCUAAGUCGGCUGCUGGGGUGAAAGCGGGAAAUAAGACAAGUGUGCCGAAAACAUCGGGGGAUGAUUUGUUUGGUGGGUUUCAAAAUGCGUCAAAAGGUAGUACGCAGAAUCAGACACCAGUUCAGUCAUUGGGAAGUAAUGUUUUUCAAAGUAAUAAGAGUUCGAUGGGUUCAAGCAUGGGUUCUCAGUCAAAAAUUGAUGAUUUUGGUUUUGGUGAUAUGCAAAAUCCGCCACCAGUUCAAUCAUCGGGAGGGAAUGAUUUUGAUGUGUUGUUCCCUUCGUCUUCAGUUUCCGCUGGUAAUCCUGCAAAGGGUUCGGACAGUUUUGUGAACGAGCAAUUUGUAGGGGCUGAGAAUUGGUCUUUCGAAUCUGAUAUCGGUGGUGGUGGUGGUGAUCAUGUGGGUGGAACGACUGAGCUUGAAGGACUUCCUCCACCCCCUUCUGGAGUGACAUCUUCAUCGGCGAAGAGUAAGGGAAUGGAUAAUUAUAAGGCGGGACAGUAUCCAGAUGCCAUCAAGUGGCUAUCUUGGGCUGUUGUACUUUUGGAAAAGUCUGGUGAUAAUGCGGGAACUAUGGAAGUCUUGUCAUCCAGAGCUUCAUGUUAUAAAGAAGUUGGGGAAUAUAAGAAGGCCGUUGCUGAUUGUUCAAAGGUGCUGGAGCAAGAUGGCAAAAACGUGUCUGUCUUGGUACAACGUGCACUGUUGUAUGAGAGCAUGGAGAAAUACAAGCUUGGAGCCGAAGAUCUCAGAACUGUCAUGAACAUAGAUCCUGGAAACCGGGUUGCAAGAAGCACCAUACACCGCCUCACCAAAUUGGCCAGCUGAGCAAAGAAUUUAAAUUGAGUAUUGUCACGUAACCUUUCUUUUAUUUGUGUUUACAUAUUUCUGUAUUAUACCCCCUUUAAUACCAAAUUUAUGGGCAAUAAUCGUCGAAAAAAGUAGUUAUUUAAUACCUCUGGGUUUUACAAAAUCAUAAGUGUUGUAUUCCUGGUCUCAUGUUGCAUUAUAGUGUGUCACUCAUUCAUUUUGUCCUGUUUUUCUUGUAAUGACUGUAAAAAUGACUUAUUCAUGAAGCCUUUUCCUUUGACAAUAUAGUUGCGAUUUUCUUA
Molecule: messenger RNA, 2054 nt
Organism: Erigeron canadensis
Lineage: Eukaryota; Viridiplantae; Streptophyta; Magnoliopsida; Asterales; Asteraceae
Exons: 2
Coding region: 298-1770 (490 amino acids)
Molecular function (GO): protein binding
Source: RefSeq, a predicted model, not a curated record